Messenger RNA from Colletotrichum karsti, 3699 nucleotides. Its product is annotated as chitin synthase. The record is from RefSeq and is a predicted model, not a curated record. Gene Ontology annotation, cellular component: cell septum; cell periphery. Gene Ontology annotation, molecular function: chitin synthase activity. Lineage: Eukaryota; Fungi; Ascomycota; Sordariomycetes; Glomerellales; Glomerellaceae. Bases 1 to 3699 code for a protein of 1232 amino acids. The transcript has 2 exons.
AUGGACCCGAAUACCCCCUCGCGACCGCCCGACUACAGCCUCCCGUCCUACGAUGACCGCGACGACGACACCCCGACGGGACGGUCCAACAACCCCGCCGCCAUCCGACUCUUGACUUCGGUGGAGGAACCCAUCGACACUCACACCCGUCCAGCGUAUGUAGCUCCCACUGUGGCCAGCAACCACACUUCGUCUUCUUCGACCUCUUCUCCUUCUUUUCCUUCGUCUUCUUCCGUUCAGCAGCAGCAGCACCCUGUCAAGACCCCCGAGUCGUCGCCCAGCCUCUUCCCGCGCCCGCUCUCGCUGCGCAGAAAGAAGUCGGACGCAGCAGACCCGGUGAUCUCGACACCUGAGCACUUGAACGCAUUGCGGCAGCAGGAGGAGGCGUUGACCGCGACGUCCUCUGCUCCGGAGCCCGUUCAUGCGAUUCGCAAGAACAGUGUUCGUGUCGUCGACUCUGGUGAAACUCAAUACGCUCCUAUCAAGCCUGCGCGCUCCGCUACUGUCAAGCUGCAGAAGAAGAGACACUCGGCGCAGAUGAGAGACGCAGAGUUCCGGGACAGUCUCCCGACCAUACCAGAGGGCCUUUCACCUCGAAGACAGGCGAUGCGCAUGUCUUCUAGUUGUCCUGUUCCUGCUCCUUUGUCAGACGAGUCGUCCGACGGCUCCCAUCCAAGUCCAAGCAAAAGCUCACACGCAGAUAAUGUUAGACCUCAAUCGUCGAGACGCUCCUACGCGGCGUCCUUCGUGUCCGACCGCUCGUCCAUCCGCAACCCGCCCAGCAUGCCGCCGCCCGACUCGACUUACGUCCCGUUCCAGGGCCGCGAUUACGCCCGCGAAUACGAGCGCACUUACGAGCAGGAGUACCAGAGCGAAUACGACUACGAGUAUCAGGCCGGCCGCCAGUCCCCGACGAGGACGUACAGCCCUUCACGUCUCUCUUCAGAGUUCACCAGGCCUCCUCCCUCGGGUAUCUACGAGCCUUCCGAUCUCAAUGGCAGCCCCAGACCAGGAACCCCGUCGUCGAGGUACGGAGGCAGCCCGAGACGUCCGCUUCCACCGGCGCCGCUGUUCUCAACCGGCGCAAACCGCAACUCAGCCGCGUUCGCAGACGAUGCAACUGUUUCGAUUCCUCUUCACGACGAUGACGUGUUCGGCCCGGAGACUGACAUUAGUGAGAGCCGCCCCAUGAGAGAAUCGUACAUAUCGGCGGACCAAGUCACCCUUAGUGAGGAGGGCGAGGACAUGGAGACCGACAUGGGAGAGAAGGUUGAGCACUACGGACCCGCCCCGGACGGACACCAGGAGCGCAGAGGCGUGCGCGCGCCGCAGAUGUCGAGGAAGGAGGUCCAGCUCAUCAACGGAGAGCUAGUCCUGGAGUGCAAGAUCCCCACGAUUCUCUACAGUUUCCUGCCCCGCCGCGACGAGGUCGAGUUCACGCACAUGCGAUACACGGCCGUCACCUGCGACCCCGACGACUUUGUUGAGCGCGGGUACAAGCUGCGCCAGAGCAUCGGCAAGACUGCUCGCGAGACGGAGCUCUUCAUCUGCGUCACCAUGUACAACGAGAACGAGUUCGACUUCACGAGAACCAUGUACGCCGUCAUGAAGAACAUUUCGCACUUUUGCUCCCGCUCAAAGUCGCGUACCUGGGGUGACCAGGGAUGGCAGAAAAUCGUCGUCUGCAUCGUUUCCGACGGAAGAGAGAAGAUCAACCCGCGCACUCUCGACGCGUUGGCUGCGAUGGGUGUCUACCAGGACGGUAUCGCCAAGAACUACGUCAACCAGAAAGCCGUCCAAGCACAUGUAUACGAAUAUACUACGCAGGUCUCGCUUGACUCGGAUCUCAAGUUCAAGGGUGCCGAGAAGGGUAUCGUCCCCUGCCAGCUGAUUUUCUGUCUGAAGGAGAAGAACCAGAGGAAGCUGAAUUCCCAUCGUUGGUUCUUCAACGCCUUCGGUAAAGCACUCAACCCGAACGUCUGCAUUUUGCUUGACGUCGGCACGAGACCUGGUGGCAACUCACUCUAUCACCUGUGGAAGGCCUUCGACAACGACUCCAACGUUGCUGGUGCCUGUGGUGAAAUCAAAGCCAUGAAGGGACGUUUUGGAUCCAACUUGCUGAACCCGCUCGUCGCCUCGCAAAACUUUGAGUACAAGAUGUCUAAUAUCCUGGACAAGCCGUUGGAGUCCAUCUUUGGUUACAUUACGGUGUUGCCAGGUGCCCUCAGUGCCUACCGCUACCACGCUCUGCAGAACGAUGAGACGGGACAUGGUCCUCUCAGUCAGUACUUCAAGGGAGAGACACUGCACGGUCAGCAUGCAGACGUGUUCACGGCCAACAUGUACCUUGCCGAGGAUCGUAUUCUCUGCUGGGAGCUUGUGGCCAAGCGAGGUGAAAGCUGGGUGUUGAAAUACGUCAAGGGUUGUCACGGUGAAACUGAUGUGCCGGAUACCGUCCCCGAGUUCAUCUCCCAGCGUCGUCGCUGGCUGAACGGUGCCUUCUUCGCCGCCGUCUACUCCCUCGUCCACUUCAAGCAGAUCUGGCACACCGAUCACACCUUCGCUCGCAAGGUUCUUCUUCACGUGGAAUUCAUCUAUCAGUUCCUGCAGCUCAUGUUCACCUACUUCUCCCUGGCAAACUUCUACCUGACCUUCUUCUUCGUGGCUGGCGGUCUGGCCGAUCCCACGGUCGAUCCUUUCGGUCACAGCAUUGGUCUCUACAUCUUCACGUUGCUGCGGUACACCUGCGUCCUGCUCAUCUGCACGCAGUUCAUCCUGUCGCUUGGUAAUCGUCCACAAGGAGCAAAGAAGCUGUACCUCUUUAGUAUGGUUGUGUACAGCAUCAUCAUGAUCUACACGACCUUCGCCACAGUCUUCAUCGUCGUCCGUCAGCUUAAGGAGAAGGACAACCCUGAAAUCCACAUGGGCCAGAACGUCUUCACCAACUUCAUCGUCUCCAUCCUCUCGACCGUCGGUCUCUACUUCAUCAUGUCCUUCCUGUACCUCGACCCCUGGCACAUGUUCACCAGUUCGGCGCAGUACUUCAUGCUCCUCCCGGCCUACAUCUGCACCCUCCAAGUCUACGCCUUCUGCAACACCCACGACGUCACCUGGGGUACCAAGGGAGACAACGUCAUGAAGACCGACCUCGGAGGCGCCGUCGGAAAGGGCAACAGCGUCGAGCUCGAGAUGCCCUCGGAACAACUCGACAUCGACUCGGGCUACGACGAGGCCCUCCGCAACCUCCGCGACCGCGUGGAGGUCCCCGAGUCCCCCAUCUCGGAGGCCCAGAUGCAGGAGGACUACUACAAGAGCGUGCGCACCUACAUGGUCCUCUCGUGGCUCAUCGCCAACGCCAUCCUCGCCAUGGCCGUCUCCGAGGCCUACAGCGACCGCGGCAUCGGCGAGAACUACUACCUCGCCUUCAUCCUCUGGUCCGUCGCCGUCCUCGCCGUCUUCCGCGCCCUCGGCUCCGGCACCUACGCCAUCCUCAACGUCAUCGGCAUCAUCGUCGAGGGCCAGGUCCGCAUGAGCCUCAAGAUGCCCAAGUGGAUGGGCGGCUUCGGCGAGAAGAUCAGCGAGAAGAUGAGCAGCGUGUCGACCAGCAUCGGCGGCAGCAGCGUCGGCGGGAGCAGGCUGAGCGGGAGCGGGUUGGGCAGCAACCUGAGCUCGCGCUUCACGAACCCGUUCCGUCGUUGA